AUGGCAGCGUUUGGGAUUCGAAUCGUGUUAUUGCUUGCAGCUUGCUUGCUUCCACUAUCAGUGGAAGCUAUGGUUCGCCACUACAAGUUCAAUGUGGUUUUGAAGAAUGCCACAAGAUUGUGUUCAACCAAGCCCAUUGUCACCAUCAAUGGAAAGUUCCCAGGUCCCACCAUCUAUGCUAGGGAAGAUGACACUGUUCUGGUUAAGGUGGUCAACCAUGUCAAGUACAAUGUUAGCAUCCACUGGCAUGGGGUCAGACAAUUGAGAACAGGUUGGGCCGAUGGGCCAGCAUACAUAACACAAUGCCCUAUUCAACCGGGCCAGGUCUAUGUCUACAACUUUACCCUUACAGGCCAGAGAGGCACACUUUGGUGGCAUGCACAUAUCCUCUGGCUUAGGGCCACUCUCCAUGGAGCCUUGGUCAUCCUACCCAAGCUUGGAGUUCCUUACCCUUUUCCCAAACCAAACAUGGAACAAGUUAUCAUACUGAGUGAAUGGUGGAAAUCAGAUACUGAGGCUGUGAUAAAUGAAGCUUUGAAAUCUGGUUUGGCACCUAAUGUCUCUGAUGCCCACACAAUCAAUGGUCUUCCAGGACCUGUCCAAGGUUGUGCUUCACAAGAAGGAUUUAAGUUGGAUGUUCAACAAGGAAAUACCUACUUGCUAAGAAUCAUCAAUGCUGCACUCAAUGAAGAGCUUUUCUUUAAAAUUGCUGGUCAUGAACUCACUGUUGUUGAGGUUGAUGCACUAUACACUAAACCAUUCAAAACUGAUACCAUUGUGAUAGCACCAGGCCAGACUACAAAUGUGCUUCUAUCAACCAAACAUGCAGCUGGAAAAUACUUGGUUGCAGCCUCUACUUUCAUGGAUGCUCCUAUUGCAGUUGACAACAAGACUGCCACUGCCACAUUACACUAUUCAGGCACCCUUAGUUCCACCGUCACUACCCUCACUUCCAUGCCUGCUAAAAAUGCCACCCCUCUUGCCAACAGUUUCACUGACUCUCUCAGAAGCCUAAACUCCAGAAAGUAUCCAGCCAGAGUCCCUUUGAAGAUUGACCACAACUUGCUCUUCACUGUUAGUCUUGGUAUCAACCCUUGUGCUACUUGUGUGAAUAAUAGCAGAGUGGUAGCAGAUAUCAACAAUGUUACCUUUGUGAUGCCUAAAAUAUCUCUUCUCCAAGCACAUUUCUUCAAAAUUAAGGGAGUUUUCACUGAUGAUUUUCCUGGAAACCCUCCUGUAUUUUAUAACUUCACAGGGACACAACCAUCCAAUUUAAAUACCAUAAAUGGAACAAAGCUAUAUAGACUUGCUUACAAUUCUACAGUUCAAUUAGUCCUGCAAGAUACUGGAAUGAUAACGCCUGAGAAUCAUCCUAUUCAUCUCCAUGGAUUCAAUUUCUUUGUAGUUGGUAGGGGACAAGGGAAUUUUAACACCGGAAAAGACCCCAAGAAAUUUAACCUUGUAGAUCCUGUGGAGAGAAAUACAGUGGGAGUCCCUGCUGGGGGUUGGACUGCUAUCAGAUUCAGAGCUGAUAAUCCAGGUGUCUGGUUUAUGCAUUGUCAUUUGGAAAUUCAUACAACGUGGGGACUGAAGAUGGCUUUUGUUGUGGACAAUGGUAAAGGACCAAAUGAAUCUUUAUUACCUCCUCCAAGUGACCUCCCCAAGUGUUGA
Molecule: messenger RNA, 1671 nt
Organism: Sphenostylis stenocarpa
Lineage: Eukaryota; Viridiplantae; Streptophyta; Magnoliopsida; Fabales; Fabaceae
Source: the annotation of a GenBank genome assembly